Molecule: messenger RNA, 360 nt
Organism: Hemisphaericaspora subhashii
Lineage: Eukaryota; Fungi; Ascomycota; Pichiomycetes; Serinales; Debaryomycetaceae
Exons: 2
Coding region: 1-360 (119 amino acids)
Source: RefSeq, a predicted model, not a curated record
AUGAGACGAACAAAUCGGUUAAGACAAUGUGUUGAAGUGUUUCAGAAGGUGUUAUUAUUGCGUGGUGAAUCGAGUAGACUUGUGAAUUAUGCUAUUCCUGUUGCUGCACGAGGGAGAACAGAAAUAAUUUUACCCACUUCGAUCCGAUCCUAUAAGUUACCGAAACCCCAGAUCUACAGAUUUAUAUUACAGUUAAAUAUAUUAUUAUGGUACAAGGAAUACAAGGACGAAAGUAUGUGCGAGAUAAGCGGAGGAAACGUUGACAGGCUACGAGCAUCUUGGUGUUAUGUAUAUGCGGUGACUAGAGCAUCUGGCUUAAGAAAUCAAAAGAAAAGUCAAACCAUCAAUGGUGAUCAAUAG